CAGCUGGAAGGGGCUCACACUUGGGCUGGCAGGGUCAGUUGUGCCGAUCCUCAGCACUGGGUCGCCACUUGCUUUCCAUUUGUUCGUCAGUCACUGCAGGGAUGUGGUGAAGCACCUGACAGUGGUGGAGUCACUGCUCUCUAGUACAGAUAAAUGCCUUCUAAAGUGACUGAAAUGGCCCUUCCUGUGUGGAAGAACUUACUUCAUACUACAAAGGGAAGAAUUCUACAGCAGAGAAGGUUGUCAGUGUAUAGUGGUGCUCAUGGCUAUAAGGAAGAACUGAUAAAGAAGAAACUUCAGCAGUUUGCUGGUGGAUCCAUCAACCUUUCCAAAGAAGACAAUGGCAUUGGAAUACUUACCUUGAACAACCCAAAGUUAAUGAAUGCUUUUACAGGUACUAUGAUGGUAGAACUCCAGGAGAGGAUAACUGAACUGGAAAACUGGAAGGAUGGCAAAGGCCUUAUCGUCUAUGGCGCAGGAAACACCUUUUGCUCAGGAUCAGAUUUGAAUGCUGUCAAAGAAAUAUCCAACUCCCAGGACGGGAUGAAUAUGUGCAUGUUUAUGCAAAACACUUUAACCAGACUUAUGAGGUUGCCUUUGAUCAGUGUUGCACUAGUUCAAGGAAAAGCUUUUGGAGGAGGCGCAGAACUUACCACAGCAUGUGAUUUCAGGUUGAUGACGCCUGGAAGUGAAAUUCGGUUUGUCCACAAGCACAUGGGUCUGGUGCCAGGCUGGGGAGGAGCAGCCCGGCUGGUGCGGAUCGUGGGCAGUGGGGCAGCCCUGCAGCUGCUGAGCGGGGCCACCCGGGUGGACCCUGAGAAAGCUUUGCGCCUGGGAUUCUCAGAACACACCCUGUCAUCUUCAGACGAAACCACAGCCUUAGAAGAAGCCCGAGCCUGGCUGAGCCAGUACACAGAGGGUCCAGUCAGUGUGAUUCAGGCUGUGAAAAAGGUGGUGACAGCAGGAAGAGAGCUCCCAUUGGAAGAUGCCCUAAGGACAGAGAAGGACAUUUUCGGAACUGUAUGGGGUGGGCCUGCCAAUUUGCAGGCAUUGGUUAGAAGACCAAAACAUAAAUGAUGGUCAAUGCAUAAGAAAUGUUCUUGGCCUUUUUGCAAACAAAGCUUUCACUAAAGCAGGCAUUAAACUUGAAUCAUUUAAGGACUUGCCCAUUUAAAACUGGCAUUAACAUUCCUGCCAUUCACUUCAGGCAGACAUAUUUGGUGUGCAACCACAGAGAAAUCCCUGGCAGAUUCUUUACUGUCCUAAUCACCCACUGAAUAGAGAUUAGUGAAAUUAGUAUGUAAAGGUAAAUAUUGUGCUGAGAAUAGAACUAUAAUUCUUUUGGAAUGAAGCUGAAGAUUAUUUUCUUUGGAGUUAAUUUUUUCUAACUGGUAUGGAAAUUAAUUACUUGAAAGUUAUAAGGUUUAUUUAUUUGCGGAACAGGUGCAUCUAAAGCUGCAAAAUAUGAGUUCUCCAACAUGAGAUCAAUGUCUUUAAACAGCUUGGAAAGGGUGAUAACUAGUGAUAGUUUUUAUUUUUUCAUCUCCAGUCAGUUCUUCACUAUUCAAGGAUACUUCAAUUUUAAUGGUGUUUUUACAGAAGAAGCUUUAACGUACUGAGACCUCCUAGCCCUCGUUCACUGACACUGAUUCAGGUUUUUAAAUGCAUUUAGGUGUGUUCUUACUGCUCAAGGAAUCAACUACCUACACAUGCCCAUAUGCUGGACCUGUGCAAAGCUGGUGACCUGGUUCUUUACAUAGAAUCUAGUUGAAAUCCUGGAAGGACAUGACGUAUCAUGCUCCCAAAUGGGAUGUCCUUAACUGACUGAGUGUCAGAGUACUUCAGCAUCCUGGUAAGACUUGUGUGUGGAUUUGUCUAUAUCUUUCUUCAGAGCAUUUUUUCUGGUAGGGCAUAUUUGGGCUGAUCAGAUUUGGAACUGAGUCUCCACUUCAUGGCAGUGACUAUUCAAGUAAUUAGAGAAAUCAUUGGGGAGGGUUUCCCCUUUAGAAAGUAGAAACUGACAGAGUCCCUACUUUGGCACAUGCUUCUUAAAAUUAAACAUCUAUGAGAGCAAAACCAUACAGACAUAUCUGUGACUGAGAGUUUCAUGUACUGUUGGUUAGGAUACACUUGUCUCUAAAUCCAGCAGGGACUGAGAUCUGAGCCCAGGACCCAAGUACUCCAUGGGAGCAUGUUAAGGAGGAAAGUUUGGGCUGGGUGCUUGGCCUGACCAGGCAUAACUAGCUCCAGAUGAUAGAAAAAGGUCCCCUAGGAAAAGAAGGCAAUUUCUUGGAUGGAAAUCCAUGUUACAAUUUCUACAGUGUGGCAGGAUUCUUGAGUUUUAGACAAUAAGGUAACUACAUGUUUGAGGAUUUGGGGACAAAUCGAUGAUGGGAAUUUGGCUUGGAUUGCCUGUUAAGAUUCUGCAGGUUUUGAGCGGAUGCUGUGAUCUGCUGGGGAUGUUUUACUAUAUGGUUUUAACAGCAAGGAGCGUGAAGCAAUCAAGAGAAAUGCUGAAGAAGAGGAUGUGUUUUGACUUGGCACCUCAGAGAAGAUAAGGAACUUGCCUCCACCCUGUAGAUCCUGCAUCUUUGCCUUAAUAUCUGAAACAUUGAUGGAGAACGAUUUCAAAUCUCUCUUCCCCAAACAUAAAGUUCAAUUUUUAUUUUCAGGUUAGAGAAGAGAUAGGAAUGAGAACAUGAGGAGAUAGUGUUCUGGUAUGUGCCUCUUUCUCCCCCUGCCCCUUUUUAUUCAAUAGCUCAGUUGUUAGUCCCCUGUGUAGCUGUAUUCUUUCCUGUGCCCUAAAAUACUUCAAACCUGUUUCUUCACAGGUAUGAAUGUUUUAAUAUAGUCGGGCAGCACUUGACUGUUUAGUAAUGAAACUAUUCUGCUUUUUAUGAAGUUCCUCAAGACUCAUGAGGGACUCCAGACUGCCAGCAUCACUGAACCUUCAAAGCACGCUCCAGUCCGUACUCAUCCAACUUUUUGCAGCAAUAGCACAUCACAUUGAUGUGAGUCAAAAAAAAACUGCUUUAAAGGGCAACUGGUUAUGUCUUUGCUAGUAGCAAGAAUAGAUUUGCCAUUACUAAUACAGUAAUUACAUUUUUUAAACGGGUGUGAAAAUUGCUUAGAACCUGAGUAAGACUCUUGAAUCUUUUUUUUUCUUUAGUGUAUUAGACUCAUAAAUGUACUGUGUACUGGGUGAUAUGAACUUGAAAAGGAGGAAAUUGUAGCAAAAAAGCAGAUUUUGGUUUCCUUCACAUUUUGAACCAGAUGUGUGCUGCCAGUAAGUGAAACUCAGUAUGUGCACCUAUUGGGGAUCUCUUACCAUUUUGAUUUGUAAACAAUGAGUUUAUUUCUCAUUUCAGCAAAUGCAUUUCCCCAGCCACCCUCUCUCACUUGUAUCAAAGGUCAACGUUUGCUUCUAAGAAAACAGGACAAAUAUUUAAGUAAUACAGAACAAGACAUGUUCAGACAGAAAGGAUUACGGAAACUCAUUUUGUUGAUAUCAUAAAUAUGCCAAACAUAGGUACAGGACAUUCUGAAGAUCAUCACAGGUUUUGAUCAAGAAUUUUGUGAGUAGUCUAAUACCAUAUUCUCUGGUCUAUUUUCUAUUUUAAAAGCUAUUUUAGAGCCCUUCAUAGGAAAACCAGCCCAAGUAAACGACCAUGAGUGCUAGGAUGAGAUCUCCAAACUGAGAUGAAAUGGAAUCCUGUUUUCCCCUUUGAAAGCUAAAUGCUUUAUUUCAUAGAAUACUUAUCAUCUUAAAUUGACAAAUACCUGUAACCAGCAGCUGAUAAGCAUUUGUAUUUUCUUUACAAUUAUUAAAGACUACAAGCUUCCUUUCAGAUUUUCCUCCCCUUCUGAAAUUGCUUAAAACCAAACAAGCUCUAAAUGCACAAAAUAAAUUAGAAACAUCAAAAUUAAUAGUCCCAGUCUCCUAAUUAAAUAGCAUGCUAGCUUUUUUACUUCCUAGGGGCUAGUUUGCCAGCUCCCUUCUCAGCAAACUAAGUUUCCUAUUACAUUGUGAAAUGCCCAUCUUGUUCUUUCCUCUGUGUAGUGGAUCAUGCUGAGGGCUUAAUGGGGUUUGGAUUCUGCACCAAGCAUUUAAGGGUUGGGUACUGGAGAUCACUUUUAGCAAUAUGAAUACUUCUAUCUUAUUUGCUGUUGAUAGAAAUAUACUAAGCAAAUAGUCAAUCUAGAUAAGCAAGAUGUUCUUGCAGAAUGCUUGGAUCAGUAUCUGAUUUUUUUUUUUCCAUGACAUAGGAUUCCUGUAGAUUACGUAGUAUUUAAAUUUCCUUUUCCCUUUUGCUCCACUGUGCAUUUCUCUGGCUGUGCUGUACAAGUUGAAAAUCACUUAAUGCAUGGGAUUACAGAAAACCACAAAAUGCAGUGUGGCUGUGGCUUUGCUAAAAUAUACAGAGAACAUGUCUCCUGCUGAAAGUAAUGGUUUAAAUAUAAGAUGGGAAUUACCAGUUACUACUUUUUCCUAUCUUGAUCUGGGGAGUGCAUUUACCACUCUGAUGAUUGGCUAUUAAUCUCUCACUAGCCUUUCUUUAACUAAUUUUAGUACUUCAUAGCUGCAGUCAGCCAGCAGGAGCCAAAAGCAGCAUCAUGGGUGGGGGGGCUGAACAGAGGUCUGCCUCUACUUUGGUUAAAAAACCCAAGGAUAAUCACUGAUGAAACUAUUCGUAGAUUGUUUGGGCUGAAAAUCCUGAAAUUAGGUAUAUAGUGAGUCAAGUUCUUGUAUAUAACUUCUUGAUUUCUUCAACACAUACCCCUCACAUAAAGUAAAAUGUGUGUACAUAACAGAAGUGUUCUUACUGAAGGUCUUUGCAGCACAAAGUCAGACUUUGAUUAGAACCACUGUGUGCUAACUCAAAACAGAGAAAUAAAAUAGCUAGCAACAGAGAAAAAACCAUUCCAUCCUGUUUCCUUCCCAAGUCCAUGUUACUGGCUUAUUUUCUUAUGGAACUGAAAGAUGAUAGUAAAAAUCUGUGAUCAAGAGCAUCUAUUCGUAGCUAAGAAAGAAGGAAAUCUUAUUUCAUCCUAGUCUCCUCUGCACUUUCCUGACCCCCUGAUCUUACCUGUAGGCAGAGGAAACAAACAAGAGUGCUGGCACAGCUUUGUCCAAGAUUAGACGUGUCAGCCAUCACUACAGUAAGAAGAACAUUUUAGAAGUUUAAAUCUAGCAUCUUUAAAAAUUGGCCCUUUUAAUUCCAUUCAAAUGGUGGUUUGUCUAAAGCAACUAUUGUUUCAAGAUCUGUAGUAGCUGUAGAUCAGCUACUGUCCCUUUCCAUUCAGGGAUACAUACUCUAAGAAUUGGAGUUUAAUUAGCUUGAUUAUAAAGGUUGAAUCCAGAAUCAACUAAUGCUGUUUCUCACUUUGAAAAAAAAAUGUAAAACAACUGCCACAGACAGAAAAGACAAGCUCUGCUUUUCAAGAUCUGGCUUCUACCAUUCUGUGAUACACCGAAGUCCAUUUGUAGAAAUGCAGCUCCUAGAUUGCUAGUACAUGCACAAACUACUCCUGUGCUGCCACUAGUUUUGCUAUGAACAGAUAAACAGCAAUACCAUCCUUAAUAUCCAUGUCCUUUGUUGCAGGGUCAACUUUGGUAACUUCUGCUCUUUUAUUUCAGUAUUUCUGCUGCUAAGGUUGUGUGUGAUACUUCUGCCCACCAUCAAUAGUGAAGUGAGUUAAUCAGCUCUUCAGAUGAGAAAUGUGUGUUGUCUGUGAGCAUUAAGCCUGCAACUCAUGACUUUUCAGUAGAAAAGACGAUACUCCUACAGCGCUGUGUUUGAGAGACAGCCAGUCAGGGAUGCAAGAACUUCAGGAUGCCACUCAGAGCCAGUCCUCUCUUUUGGCAAAAAUAGGAAGCUGUUUUAU
This is a messenger RNA of Myiozetetes cayanensis, 5886 nucleotides long. RefSeq names its product ethylmalonyl-CoA decarboxylase 1 (gene ECHDC1). Gene Ontology annotation, cellular component: cytosol. The transcript has 7 exons. Gene Ontology annotation, molecular function: enoyl-CoA hydratase activity. Bases 154 to 1077 code for a protein of 307 amino acids. Lineage: Eukaryota; Metazoa; Chordata; Aves; Passeriformes; Tyrannidae. Gene Ontology annotation, biological process: fatty acid beta-oxidation. The record is from RefSeq and is a predicted model, not a curated record.